AUGAGCAGGCCUCCAGCAACAUCCCGCAAGGUCGGGCGCGCUGUGGUGCUACUGGCACUGUUCUGGGUGUCUCUGCCAGAGCCUAAGACCAGUGCUUUGAACAGUGUUAGAGGGUUUCCCGAGCAGCCUCAGGCGAGCAACGCAGACGGCGUGGGCUUUGCUUGGAGCGGGGGCCGUGCCGUUCCCAAGGCUGGCCGUGGUGAGGCCCAAGACAGUGAAGACGUCAAGGGGCCUCUGCAACCUCGUGAAGACGAAGAUAAGGCCACCCCAGAAACGGAUGACGUAGCAGAAGCGACGGCCGAGGCCACAGCAAGCUUCGAUCAGGGUUCGCGAAACAAGGCAGUGGAUGAGGCUGCCUCAGCACAGACCGCUGACCCGGUUGAAGAUGCCAAGCAGGACGAGCAGCUGCAGCAGACGGUUCAGGAGACAAAGGAGAUCAAGGAGGACAAAGGCUUCGACAAAUCCACCGAGAAGGACACCUUCUCACAGAAACGUUUCGACAUGGCUGUGAAGAAAUGGGACCGAGCCCAGAAGGAUCUGGACGGAGCCCGGGAAGAUCGGGACUUUGCGCGCCAAUGGCUUCGAGAAGCCGUGCAGAACGGCAACGAAAAGGAGCGCAAGGAGGCCAGGGAGGCGUUCAAAGAGGCCGAGGAGGCGUUCGAAAAGGCCGAGUCGAAGGUUGAAACGGCCAAGGAGGAGGCCGAAAAGGCCAAUGAGGAGCUCGAGAAAGCCAAAUCAACAGCACCCCUUCAGGUGCCUGAUGCACAAAAGGCCAUCCAGGACAUCCUUUGCCCAAGCUGGACUGUGCGCUCUCCCAGUGCGAUGAUGCCACGGCUCAUCGCGCGCGAGGAGGCCAAACAUCAAAUCCUGGAGUACAUCCGGGGGUCCUUGUCACAGGAUGACUACUACUGGGAGUCCGGGUCAAGCAUAAACAAGUGUGCAAUCCUGACGACGGCCGGAAUAAAGGGCACAGGCAAAACUCGAGUACUUCACGAGAUGUGCACGACCUGGCGGGACGAAACCGGGGCGAAGGCGGCUCUGACAGUGGACUUCAAUGGGGGGAGCUAUUGGGACAACAGCAAAGCUGCAACCGAAGUGUUUUCAAAGCUACUCCUUCAGCAGUCAGGCAUGCCUGCGGAGAAAGCAGAAAACUGCGCGGCCGUUCUUUCAUUCAAGCAGGUGAUGCAGUGUUUGCGAGAGAAGCUGAAUUUGGGCGCCGACGACCUUCUGCUGGUAGGCAUCGAUGAGAUUCGGCAGUUCGACACCCUUGCUGGCAAAGACAGGGCUGUGCAACUAGUAUCCAACCUCAUGGGAGCCCAGGACGAGUCCCUCCUCCAAACAAGCAACUGCCCGGUAAUCUUCGUGUGGACAUCGCUGCUUGAGAGCUACAUGUCGACGCUGAUGAGCGACUCCGGGCGCUAUGUGCUGCUGCCGAUCUCGUUGAGGGGUUUGCCACUUGCAGAGGCUUUGCAGCUGCUGCCCGAGGAGCUUCGCGAAGAACUGGACAAAGAACCAUCCGGACGUCAACUCGUGCGACAGCUGCUGGGUCAUCCGCGGCUGAUGUUCGAUGCUUUGAGAAAGGAGUACUCCAAGCUCAAGAAGCCUCCUCGGAAUCCACUUGCAUGGAAUCAACUUCAGCUUGCCAUUGUAACUCGUGCCAAGCUCGGAGACCGAAAAGUCUUGGACAGCGUCGAGGUGAUUCACUGGUGGUCUCCUCUCGCUUCCACAACUCGAUCAGUGCUUGAAGACCUCCGUCUGCGUGGUAUUGUUCAUUCCGUGCGAUGUGGCAACAGCUUCAUCAACAUCCUUCAUCCCGUAGUGCUGCAACUUUGGGCACGGAGUGACGGAACCAGUCUCGCAGGCCAGAUCAUCGAGAUGUUCGAGCAGGAUGCGGUCAUGGAGGACACAAACGAGAAGAAGUUUGAGGACAUCAUGGUCCACUUCGACUGUGCUGUGCGCCUGGCGUUGGGCAAGAGCAAAUGCACACUCGAACAGCUGUUCCAUGGGGCGAGCUUUCGACCAACAACAAGUGGUUUGCAGAACGUCGUCGUCACCUCCAUGCAGAAUGCUCUUGCACCGUUGGAGUAUGUCAAGUCUUUCGUAUGUUCAGAGGAAGUCCUGCAGUCCCUCAAAAGCGGUAAGAUCGUCGUGUCCAAGCUGCGCAACGAGCCGGGCAUCGAGUACCUGAUCCCGUGGAUGGUCCCGGAUCCCGACGACCGAAGGAAAAUUCGUGACUUGAAGUCGGAGUGCAAUAAGACAGAGGCAGCUUCUCUCCUCGUUCUUGGCAUCCAGACGAAAUGUGUCAGCGAAUAUGUCCCAAGCUGGCCCAGCGUUACAAAGAAAGCAGAGGAUGCGCUGGCUGUCUUCCAAAACCACCCGGACGUUCUUGGAGCCCUGCCCGUCUUCUACACCACCGAGGUCCGGCUUGAUACCCCCAAUCUCGAGAUUCCCAGCAUUUACUUCAGCGAAACGGGGCUCGCUGAGCUAAUGUUGGAGCGGACCGGUCCACUGCGGCUGUUCUUCGAGAAGCCCGGCGAUCCGCUCAAGAAGAUGCUUCCGGACUUUUUCGAGCAAAAGAAGUGUUGCGUGCGAGAGCUCUGGUCUUGA
This is a messenger RNA of Symbiodinium natans, 2607 nucleotides long. The record is from the annotation of a GenBank genome assembly. NCBI's taxonomy places the organism in Eukaryota, Dinophyceae, Suessiales, Symbiodiniaceae.